AUGACAUGUGUCAAGGUGCGCUUCUGUAACGCAGAUGACCCUAACUGUCAUGGCGCGCAUAUUCAUUUUCGCCCGAACCCUGCGCACGUCGGCGCUACUCUAUACAUGUGCCAAGGCUGGCACAAAUUUAUCACCCAGGGCAUACGGUGGCCAAGAGCGGCAGAUACCACGGUCGAAGAAACCAAAGCCCACAUGAUGAAGAAGGUGUUCAAAGAUCCCGACGCAGCCGGUGCUGUUGGGCGGUUAUUCUUCUUUGUCAUUAUUCCCAAAAACGAGCCUGAUCGUAUUAUUGGGUCCCUUGGUGUUAACUCUCUGUCGCCCGCUCCCUCGGUGGGAUACGCCAUGCAUCCGUCGUACUGGGGGAGGGGAUACGCCAGCGAAGCCUUACGAGGGGUGAUCGACGCGUGGUGGAAGCUGCCUCGGGUCGACGGCUUGGGAUAUGAGGAGAAAUUGUUCGCGGCGGUUAAUAUAGCUAAUAAAGGGAGUGUGAAGGUUUUGCAGCGAAAUGGGUUCAAGAUUUACAAGGAAGUCGUGCUUGAGGGGGACACGGUGGCUUGUAUGGAGUUAGAGAGCCCUUGCCGAGCGAUUCCUUGA
Molecule: messenger RNA, 594 nt
Organism: Aspergillus fumigatus Af293
Lineage: Eukaryota; Fungi; Ascomycota; Eurotiomycetes; Eurotiales; Aspergillaceae
Product: putative GNAT family acetyltransferase
Exons: 2
Coding region: 1-594 (197 amino acids)
Molecular function (GO): acyltransferase activity, transferring groups other than amino-acyl groups
Source: RefSeq, a predicted model, not a curated record